Anopheles maculipalpis is the source of this 510-nucleotide messenger RNA. RefSeq names its product galectin-7-like. The coding region runs from base 79 to 510 and encodes 143 amino acids. The record is from RefSeq and is a predicted model, not a curated record. Lineage: Eukaryota; Metazoa; Arthropoda; Insecta; Diptera; Culicidae. Gene Ontology annotation, molecular function: galactoside binding; carbohydrate binding. The transcript is spliced from 3 exons.
AUCAGUUUCCACGAAGCAACGCCCAGACGCACAGUUAGUUCGAUCGGUGCACCUUGAAGUGAAGUGUCCACUGCAGCAAUGUCUCAACUUCCCGUAUUUAAUCCGCCAACUCCUUUCCUUGCCCAUCUGCCAGCAGGGCUUGGAAUCUAUAGGAAAAUUACCAUUCGUGGCAAAAUGACUCAUGACCAGUUCAACAUCAACCUGCAGACCGGCCCUAACACUAACCCGCGCGACGAUACGGCACUGCAUAUUAGCAUUCGACCACGCGACGGCGUCAUCAUCCGCAAUUCCAUCCAGUUCCGCAGCUGGGGCAUCGAGGAACGCUUUGGCGGAUGUCCGGUGCAGAAGAAGUCUUACUUUGACGUGACCAUUACGGUGAAACCGGACGGCUUUGGCAUCGCGGUUAACGGAGCACACUAUUGUGACUUUAACCAUCGUCUACCGUACGCCUCGAUCCGUUUCAUCCAUAUUGGCGAAGGUGCAAACAUCGAUGCCAUUACGUCCGAGUAA